AUGAAAAGCAGAUCAACUCUAAACGUUACUGCAUUUGCUGAGAUGCAAGAGAUCAAGAGAGCAUACUAUAAUUUAGCUAAACUAUAUCAUCCAGAUUCUAAAAUCUUGACAGGGUUUAAUGAUUAGCAAAAGUAAAGCAAGUUUAGAGAAGUUUAAGCAGCAUAUGAAUAUCUAAUUUAACACUAGCAAGAUAAGUAAAAUAUUCACAGUAUGGAUGAAUAGCAAUAAAAUUAUCAAUCAGAAAAUUAAAAUUAUCAUAGCACGACAAAAGAAGAAGAAAUCAAGGAGAUGGAAGAAUGGGAAAGAAGCAAGGAAGAAUGGUUUAAUUCUCAAGUCUCAGGUUAAAAGGUGAAAGUACAUUAUUACUCAGAUGAAGAAGAUAGUUAUUAAGAAAGAUACACCUCUUAAAAUCUAAACUUUAAUUAAUCCGAAAAGCUUUUGACAGUUCAAAAUUCAGUUAUUGCUAUUAAGAUUUUGAUUGGAGCUUGUAUUAUAGAGUUUUUGGCUGAUAAUCAAAUGAGAAAGAUCAAAGAUAGCUAUAUUUCAUGA
This is a messenger RNA of Stylonychia lemnae, 549 nucleotides long. The record is from the annotation of a GenBank genome assembly. NCBI's taxonomy places the organism in Eukaryota, Ciliophora, Spirotrichea, Sporadotrichida, Oxytrichidae.